UCUUACUGCCGGUUACUUGACGCGGCGGUUAAAGCUGAGCUGGCUGUUCCUAUCGACGACUUUCUCUGAGUGGGAGCAGUUGCUGUAGCCAGGAAGGUUUCUUCACACCGAGUGGAAAGCGACCCGUGUCAGUCUGCUGUCCACAUUUCACACCAGUCGAGUUUAACUUUUUAAUAAAAAAGGAGUUCCAGCUCUGUGAAUCCGACGCCAUGGACCCCGCCAGCCAAGAUAUCAACCUGAACUCUCCUAACAAGGGCCUUGGAGUCGAUCGUUCAGACAGCCUGUCAGAUGUGCCGGUGGAGGGAGCAGUGGGGAACUCGGCCAACCCUCUUCCCCCGGGCCUGACGGAGGAGGAGGCUGAGGAGCUCCGCACUGAGCUCACCAAGGUGGAGGAGGAGAUCAACACCCUGCGUCAGGUUUUGUCAGCCAAAGAGAGACAUGCCACAGAGCUGAAAAGGAAACUCGGCCUCAGCCCACUCAUCGAACUCAGACAGAACCUCACCAAGAGCUGGCAAGACGUACAAACCUCCAAUGCAUAUCUGUCUGCCUCAGCCACUUUGGAUGACAUUACCCGCUCUGAAGCAUACAAGAAGACUCAGGAGACUCUUUCCCAGGCAGGACAGAAGACGAGCGCAGCUCUCACCACAGUAGGCACGGCCAUUACCAGGAGGCUGGGCGACAUGAGGAACUCCGCAACCUUCAAGUCAUUUGAGGAUAAAAUGGGGAACCUGAAGUAUAAAGUCGUCGGCCCCAGAGGGAACGGAGAUGCCGCCAGCUCUCCCACUGACACCACCCCCACUCAGGAGAACCCACCUUUCUGAAUGCACCCCUCCUCCUCCUCCUC
This is a messenger RNA of Stegastes partitus (bicolor damselfish), 844 nucleotides long. RefSeq names its product tpd52 like 2b (gene tpd52l2b). NCBI's taxonomy places the organism in Eukaryota, Metazoa, Chordata, Actinopteri, Pomacentridae. The record is from RefSeq and is a predicted model, not a curated record. The transcript has 7 exons. Bases 210 to 821 code for a protein of 203 amino acids. Gene Ontology annotation, cellular component: cytoplasm.